Messenger RNA from Cuculus canorus (common cuckoo), 2542 nucleotides. It is a transcript of the gene ACBD5, whose product is annotated as acyl-CoA binding domain containing 5. The transcript has 13 exons. Gene Ontology annotation, cellular component: peroxisome. Gene Ontology annotation, molecular function: fatty-acyl-CoA binding. Lineage: Eukaryota; Metazoa; Chordata; Aves; Cuculiformes; Cuculidae. Bases 138 to 1658 code for a protein of 506 amino acids. Gene Ontology annotation, biological process: fatty acid metabolic process; autophagy of peroxisome. The record is from RefSeq and is a predicted model, not a curated record.
CUGAGUGAAACGCAACAUGGUCGCCUGAGGCCGGGGCGGGGGCGUGGGGUGGGUGCAGGGACGCGGUCCCUCUUUCGUACUGCCCCAGCGAAGCCGGCCACGAGCAGCAGCAGGAGAAAUUUACACUGGCGGCGGCCAUGGCGGAGACCGGCUCCGUGCACGCCACCCGCUUCGAGGCGGCCGUGAAGGUGAUCCAGAGCCUCCCCAAGAACGGUUCAUUCCAGCCAACGAAUGAAAUGAUGCUCAAGUUCUAUAGCUUUUAUAAGCAAGCGACCCAAGGACCCUGUAACAUUCCACGACCUGGAUUUUGGGAUCCAAUUGGUAGAUAUAAAUGGGAUGCUUGGAGUGCCUUGGGAGACAUGUCCAAAGAAGAAGCCAUGAUAGCCUAUGUUGAAGAAAUGAAAAAGAUUCUUGAGAGUAUGCCAAUGACGGACAAAGUUGAAGAAUUACUACACGUAAUAGGCCCAUUCUAUGAAAUAGUAGAAGAUAAAAAGAACAGAGGAUCUGACCUAACCUCAGUUCGAAUGGAGAAAGUCUCUAAGUAUUUGGAAGACCUUAGUAACGUCAUGAAUUCCACUCCAAAUGUAAAGGCUGUGAAUGGAAAAGCUGAGAGUAGUGAUAGCGGAGCAGAAUCAGAAGAAGAUGGGCUUCGUGAAGAGGAAGAAAAAGAACUGCAGCUAAAUGGGAAGGAAUUUAAAAAUGUAAAACCAGAAUCGGUGACUGCUAAGGAUUUGGAAAGCAUUGUUACUAAUGGUUGCUACGAGGACAACUUAAUCCCAGAUACACAGAAUGGCAUCCAGACCAAAUCUCUCCUAAAUGGCUUGGACUCGGAGGAAGAAAUAAAGAAAACAGAGCCAAGCCUACAACUAGCUAAUGACAGCGCUCACCAAGGUGCAAAUGAAGAGAAUGCUGAAGAGGUCUCAGCAACUCAGCACUUAACCAGUGAUUCAGACAGUGAAGUUUAUUGUGACUCCAUGGAGCAACUUGGACUAGAAGAGCCCUUGGAGAUCAUCACAUCAGCUAAAGGAUCUUUAAAGCAUUCAUCCCAUUUCAUGGAUGUAGAUCACAGUCUUUUGUUAGAAAAUACGGAUUUUCCAAGGCACACUUGCAUGACUUACGGGAGUCUCCAAUCUGGAAAUACUGCAGAAGGAGCAGCUCAAGAACAAGGUGAAGUCAAAUGUGGAGGAGAAGAUGGCAAAGCCGGUAAUGGGGGCCCUCACAAGGAGAAGAAAGGUGGAGAAAAAGCAGAUUUCUACAGUGUCAGAAGAGGGAGAGGGCAUAGACUUCAGCCUCUAGGCGAUGGUUCACAAGGUGGACAGAUGGGUAGUGGAGAUGGAGAUGGAGAUGGAGAGCGCUGGGGAUCAGACAGAGGACCAAGGAGUAGCCUCAAUGAACAGAUUGCAGUAGUGCUGAUGCGGUUACAGGAAGACAUGCAGAAUGUCCUGCAGAGGUUGCAUAUGCUGGAGGCGGUUACAGCAUCACAGGCAAAAUCUGCAACCCUACAGUCAAAUUAUCAGCCCACCUCCUCUGACAAGAAACCAUCGUGGUGGCCCUUUGAAAUUUCUCCUGGUGUUUUAGCUUUUGCUAUUGUAUGGCCAUUUGUUGCCCAGUGGUUGGUACAUGUGUAUCUUCAAAGAAAGCGAAGAAAACUGAACUGAGAAUUCAUGACUUUACUUAAAGACUUGGAGAAGAUGGCCCCGGCAAGCGAAGGAAUUCUGAAUUCUCAUAGAAUCUCAGGACCCGGGAUGCGGUUCCGUCUGUUGUAGUAACAUUUUGUACUACCUUUGAGCGAGACAUUUAAGGACUAACAUUAUUGAAACUUGAAUGAUUCACAGCUCCUAGGUUACAAGUAAAAUUAAUUUAAUAAUGCCAUCCUCGAAACCAUAUGAACAUUAAUUGUUUUGGAAUGUGCUUGUGGAUGGACCUUCGGUAAUUCCUGAUCUUGCUGAUGUCAGAUGAUGGAGGGAAUAUCGUCUUGGUAAAGGAAUUCUUUGAAAAGAAUAAGUGUAAAACUGUCACUUUAACUUAGAAAUAAUUUUACACUCACGACCUCCUGCCUGUUUUUCCCCAGGGUUAUGUAUUACCAGAUGAAAGCACUAAUAAUGUAUGGCUUUGAUACAUUGUAAGCUGUUGGAAAAAUACAAUAUAGCUAUGAGGAAUUCAGCUGGUUACUUUUCCUGCAAAACCAGUGGGAGGCAAAUCUUAAUGAAAAUUGGUUAGAAAUUAAGUUGAAUCCUUCAUUUAUCCUUUAAGAUUUUAAAGGAGAUUCAGAAAUUGAUAACUGUCUUGAAAGUCAGAGCCAAUAAUAAGAGAGGGACCGUGAAAUGUAAGUUUGGAAGCGGUUUGUGGUACAAGGAAUCCUCCUACAGAGGCUGCACCUUAUAUUCUUAACUUUGAUAACUGUACCCUUGUUGACAACAGAUUGUUUUAACUGAAGCAGUUUAGGCACGAGGUGCUUUACAAUGAGAUGAAAGCUCUGUGAGUGUCUGUGAGACUAAAAAGCUUGGUGCGCUCGAAGUUUUCUGUUGUCAGUUUAUGUCAA